AUGCUUCUAUUUUCCUUGUGUCUAAUCCCAUUAUUUUCUUCUUUUCUUUUGGUAUCAGGAUGGAGUAAUUAUUGGGCUGAAAAGCUUCAGGUGCCAUUCCUACAAUCAGUUCAAGCUCCAUUCAAACAAUGGACAUCGCCACCAUCCCGAAUUCUAGAAGGUGGUACGGUCAUCACUCAGAGUCGAACGCUCACUCUGCGAAGCGUGUACCAUCAUGGAACUAAAGAAUAUCCCGAAUUGCAUCGACGUCUCAGAAUCAGUCCCGAGAAGAUAAAGAAAGCGACUCUCGAAGGCAGCGAUAGCGAAUCCGAUAUUGGUCCAUUUACCGUUCCCACAGCUCCAAUAGGCAUUCACAGGCUUCGAAAGCGAGGUGUGCAGGAUAUAGAAACUUUCAAUCAAUGGCCUACCGAUCUUCCCGCAUCAGCAUGGUCUGUUGAUGAUGUUUCAGCGCCGGAUGUGACGGACAAAUCUACUGUGGUCAAUUUCGCAGUCAUGGCAGCAAACACAUAUCAACGAACUCCCGAUGAUCCUCAGUGGGAAGAUAUAAAACCUCCUUUUAAUCUUUCAUCAUCUAUUGGAUGGGAAUCAGAUGGUCUGCGGGGUCAUGUUUAUGCCGACAAUACAAAUACCACCAUCGUUAUCGCGCUGAAGGGUACAACUUCAGCUGUAUUUGAUGGGGCCGAGACAACUACAAAUGAUAAAGAAAAUGAUAAUCUGUUUGCUGGAUGUUGCUGUGGACAAGGUGGAUGGGGUCUACGAAAAGUAUGUGAUUGUAUGACGGCAACAUAUACAUGCAACGAGAUUUGUGUUUCCAAGGCAUUGAAGAAGCCAAAUCGUUAUUAUCAAGCUGCUGUGGAACUAUAUGGAAACAUUACAGAGGAAUAUCCCAAUGCCGAUGUCUGGUUGACAGGUCAUUCUCUUGGAGGACUUGUCACUACUCUCGUUGCAUUGACUUUUGGCCAUCCUGUGCUGACCUUUGAGUCGGUCCCUCAAGCAUUAGCAAUUUCUCGAUUGGCUCUUCCUACUCCACCCGGGUACAGCUCUGCUUCUGAAGCUCGUGAUAAUGUAGGUAUUUGGAAUUUCGGGCACACUGCUGAUCCCGUAUAUAUGGGUACAUGCAAUGGAGCUACAUCACUUUGUGCUUUUGCUGGUUAUGCCCUCGAGUCGACGUGUCAUGCAGGAUUACGAUGCGUAUAUGAUGUCGUUGCAGAUUUUGGUUGGAGUGUAUCUCUAUCAACUCAUGGAAUCAGAGCCUCCAUCAGAAAUGUCUACAAGAAAUAUGAUAAAGCUCCUACAUGUGUUUCCGACACCGAAUGUGUCGAUUGCUUCAAUUGGAAAAGAGAAAAAGGACCUCACUCUACUUCUUCAAGUACUACAGCUAGUACAACAUCCAAACCAAGGACUCGAACCGAAACUUGCAAAACUCCUGGUUGGUGGGGGUGUCUAGAUAAAACCAGUGCAAGCACGACGUUUACAUCGACAACAACAAUCACCUCGACAUCUUGUAGGAGUUAUGGGUGGUUUGGACGAUGCUUAGACCCAACUUCCACUACAUUCACCUCUAAAACGACUAUUAUCGAAGCUUCGGCAACUAUUCAUGAACUUCCUGCCACUAUUACUAGCAGCGAAAGUUCCGCCAAUGGAUUCAAGACUGGAGUGGCUCAAUCACAUCAAAUAACUUCUAUUCCGAUAGCUCCAAUAUGA
Molecule: messenger RNA, 1704 nt
Organism: Sclerotinia sclerotiorum 1980 UF-70
Lineage: Eukaryota; Fungi; Ascomycota; Leotiomycetes; Helotiales; Sclerotiniaceae
Exons: 1
Coding region: 1-1704 (567 amino acids)
Biological process (GO): macroautophagy; piecemeal microautophagy of the nucleus; neutral lipid catabolic process
Molecular function (GO): glycerophospholipase activity
Source: RefSeq, a predicted model, not a curated record